Messenger RNA from Anneissia japonica, 7619 nucleotides. Its product is annotated as importin-5-like. Gene Ontology annotation, molecular function: protein binding; nuclear import signal receptor activity. The record is from RefSeq and is a predicted model, not a curated record. Lineage: Eukaryota; Metazoa; Echinodermata; Crinoidea; Comatulida; Comatulidae. Gene Ontology annotation, cellular component: cytoplasm; nucleus. Gene Ontology annotation, biological process: protein import into nucleus. The transcript has 24 exons. Bases 245 to 3535 code for a protein of 1096 amino acids.
CUCUUUCAGGAAAACGUAAACCACUCGCAAAAACAAUUUGUAAAUUAAUAUUAAAUUGAUCAAAAACCAAGUUAUACCAUUUCUUUUAUGAUUACGUCUAAUAAUUUCAUAUCAUAUAUACAUUUUAAUGUACGUUUUCGUCGUAAUUUUAAAGUGUAAUAUAUAAAUUGAUGGUACAGCGCUCAGGCAGCCUGGCUAAGCACGGUAGUCUUUUUACUCAUGGUCAAAGGUAAACCGCGAAACCAUGGCCGAUCAGCAACCACAAUUUAAUCAACUUUUGGGGACACUUAUGUCCUCAGACAAUGAUAUCAGAACAACAUCAGAGAAAACAUACGACGCCAUACCAGCCAACAAGAAGAUUCCAUACCUUGUCACCUCUCUACAGACACAAGCUUUGGCACCAGAGCUUCGACAAUUUGCUGCUGUACUGCUUCGUCGAUUCCUCAGUGUAAACUUUGAAAAUGACUGGCAAACCUUGACCCCCGAACAGCAAGUUGCCAUCAAGGCCCAGCUGUUGGCGUCUGUACAACGAGAUUCCCAACCUCUCGUUAGAAGGAGAAUCUGUGACACGGUUGCAGAAUUGUCGAGGAGUCUGAUUGAUGAAGAUGGAAAUAAUACUUGGCCGGAGAUUUUGCAAUUUCUUUUCGACAACGCAUCAUCACAAGAUCCUGGUAAUAGAGAGUGCGCCCUCAAUGUAUUCAAUAAUUUUCCUGGAAUAUUUGGUAAUAAACAAAAUCAUUACAUUGAAGUUAUUAAACAAAUGCUGGAACAGAGCCUAAUGGAUUCAUCUUCAUCUGAAGUACAAAUUAUGGCAGCAAGGGCUACAAUUUCAUUUCUUCUUUAUCAAGGAAAAGAUAUAGCAACACAGAAGCAUUUUCUACAUUUAACACCAGGAUUACUUAAGGCUGUUGAGUUGUGCGUAAGUCAGCAAGAUGAUGAUGCUUUACUAAAGGCAUUUAUUGAACUUGUUGAGACCGCUCCAAAGAUGGUCCGCUCGCAUCUUCAAGAAGUUCUCACAAUGUUUAUUUACAUUACAUCAAAUAAAGCUUUAACUGACAGCUGGCGCCAAUUGGGCUUGGAGGUCAUCGUAACGUUAUCUGAAACAGCCCCAGCCAUGAUGAGGAAACAUCAAAAUUUUAUACCAACGAUAGUGCCAGAAAUGUUAGCAAUGAUGGUUGACAUUGAGGAUGACGCUGAUUGGGCGAACAGCGAUGAGGUCGAUGAUGACGAUUUUGACACCAAUGCAGUUACAGGAGAGAGUGCCCUCGACCGGUUUGCUUGCGGUAUUGGCGGCAAGUUUAUCCUGCCUCACAUCAUAGCCACUGUACCAAAAAUGCUACAAAAUGACAAUUGGAAAUAUCGACAUGCAGGCUUAAUGGCCAUCUCAGCAGUCGGUGAAGGAUGCCACACUCAAAUGGAGGCUGUCCUAAACACUAUUGUCGACUCUGUUUUACCAUUCCUUGGUGACCCGCAUCCACGAGUGCGCUAUGCAGCCUGUAAUGCGCUAGGUCAAAUGGCAACGGACUUUGCUCCUACUUUUGAACGAAAGUUUCACGAAAAGGUUGUACCGGGCCUGGUUGCUGUUUUAGAUGACUUUGCAAAUGCCAGGGUCCAAGCUCAUGCUGGGGCGGCCCUGGUCAACUUCUGUGAGGAUUGCCCCAAGGAAUACAUUGUGCCAUACCUAGCCCUCAUCCUCGGAAAGCUACACUCCAUCUUAGUUGUCAAGAUACAGGAGCUUGUACAGAAAGGUACAAAGCUCGUCCUAGAGCAGAUGGUCACAACACUGGCUGCUGUUGCCGACUCCGCGGAGGAUAAGUUCAUUCAAUACUACGACAAUUUCAUGCCAGGAUUAAAGAACAUUGUGCAGCAUGCGACAAGUAAAGAAUUGAGAUUAUUACGAGGAAAAACUAUUGAAUGUAUCAGCCUUAUCGGACUAGCAGUUGGCCAACAAAAGUUUAUGCAAGAUGCAAGCGAUAUAAUGGAGCUUCUUCUGAAGACACAGACCGAUGCCAACGAACUAGAGGACGAUGACCCGCAAAUAUCGUACAUGAUAUCAGCUUGGGCAAGAAUGUGUAAGCUUCUAGGCAAGGACUUUCAGCAAUACUUACCAGUUGUCAUGGGGCCACUGCUGAAAACAGCAUCUCUUAAGCCUGAAGUGGCAUUAUUAGACACUGAAGAUGCUCAAAAUUUAAGAGAAGAUGAAGGAUGGCAGUUUGUAAAUUUAGGGGACCAGCAAAGUUUUGGAAUUCGUACCUCUGGUCUAGACGACAAAAGCACAGCUUGUCAGAUGUUGGUGUGUUAUGCUAAAGAAUUAAAGGAAGCGUUUGCGGAUUACACAGAACAAGUCGUCAAAAUCAUGGUCCCACUUCUCAAGUUUUAUUUCCAUGAUGUGGUUAGAUAUACAGCUGCUGAAUCACUACCAGUGCUGCUAGAAUGUGCAAAGAUUAAAGGAGAGGAGUACUUGGCACAAAUGUGGCAGUUUAUUUACCCAAACAUCAUGCAAGCCAUCCAAACAGAACCAGAGGUCGAUAUACUCCAACAGCACAUGGACUCUUUCGCAAAGUGCAUAGAGUUUCUUGGCAAAGGCUGUAUGUCAGAACAACAGAUGAAUGAGCUCAUGAAGGCCAUUAAUGAUCUAUUUGAACAUCAUUUUAAAAGACAACAAGAAAGACAAGAGCAAAGAAAAGAUGAAGACUACGAUGAUAUAGUGGAAGAAGGGCUGCAAGAUGAGGAUGAUGAUGAUGUAUACGUGCUGAGCAAGAUCUCCGAUAUCCUCCAUUCCUUCAUCGGGACACAUGGCGACUUGUCGCUACCAUACUUUGAAGCCGUUCUACCAAAUCUUGUUAAGCUAUUGGAACCUGGUCGGCCAUGGACUGACCGCCAAUGGGCCAUCUGCAUUUUUGAUGAUGUCAUUGAAUAUUGUGGACCGUGUUCCUGGAAGUACCAGCAAUAUUUUUUAAGACAAAUGAUAGACUUGCUGCAAGACAAAAGUCCCGAAGUACGUCAAGCAUGCGCCUACGGCUGUGGAAUUAUGGGUAAAUGUGGCGGACCACAAUAUGCGAAUGCUUGUUAUGAGGCCAUUCCAUGCUUAUCGCAAAUGAUCACAGCCGAAAACUCCCGGGCUCCCGAAAAUGUCAGUGCAACCGAAAAUGCCAUAGCAGCAGUUGCUAAGAUACUCCAAGCAAACCAUAGCAACAUCAACUCCUUAGAAGUAUUACCAAACUGGUUGACAUGGUUACCUCUGACAGAGGACAAGGAGGAAGCAGCACAUGUAUACAACUUCCUGUGCAGUCUUGUAGAAUCAAAUAAUCCAGUUGUACUGGGCGCUAAUAAUACAAAUCUACCCCGCAUCUUGCUAAUUCUGUCGGAAACAUUCGCAAAAGAAGCUCUGUCAGAUGAUAAAGAAACGUUCCAGCGUUGUGUUAAUAUUAUUAAACAAAUUCAGAGUAACCAAGAAUUGUGGAAUGCUUGCAUAGCCCAACUAUCACCCGAGCAACAACUGCCCUUAGCAGAAGCUUUACAAAAGGCCGAAUGACUCUUGAACCACAUUGAUCACCUUAACAGCAAUGUAUUCAUUUAGAAGUCGUCAUGUGCCUGCCCGAAGAUUCUGCGUAAGAAUCAACCCACGAUUCUGUGCCGCUGUACGGUUCUGUGGUAUCUAAUACCGUAUUCAAACUACUAGGCAGAUUCCGAUGUACUUUGCACUUCAACGUGCUACUUAAUUUUUGUUAUUAUUUUUAACUCUUACAUAUUCAUGUGUCAGCGCUUAUAAAGCAGUGCAUUGUGGGUAAUAGUAUGUGUGGUAAUAAUUAAUAUCUAGUAUUCUUAAGCCCUGUUGAGACACUGAAAAAAAAAACAGUUGUAUGUCUACAUUAGUCAUGAUGUGCCUAUAUAUGGUCAUGAAGUGAUGUAAUGACCAUAUUUAGACAUGUUGCAUGUUUUUGUAAAUUAAAAUUUGAUAGCCUGGACAGGACUUUAUAAUGAUAGAUUCUUGCCUAAGAUACAGAUUUUACCCAUAAUACAUUGCAGUAUUUAUUGUGACAUGCAUAUUGCCAAGUAUUUAUUAUACAAAUAUUUACUGGGUUGAGGGGCAUGGUUUAAAUUAUAGCCCAAGGUGAUCUGGAAGCUGUACUAUGUACCAAGACAAAGUCGAUGGACAUAGUACAGCCUCCAGAUAACCAAGGUCUAUAUUUUGAACUAUGACCUGGUUGAAAUCCCAGUAAAUUUUUGUUUUAUAUACCACUACAUAGAUUGAAGGCAUAAGAGGGCAUGGCUGGAACUAUUGCCUGGCUUCUAACCUAUCAAAUGCCUGGAAUUUAUGUAGUCGCUAUAAAAUUUGAAUAUUGCACAUAAACAUUUAGUACAAAAUUUAUAUGAUCGUUAAAUUCCAUUAUUCACCACAGAACCAUUAGCUGCCACUAUUAGGGUUUUUUGAUAAAUAAGAAAUGUAAUUAUUUUUAAUUGUAAUUAGCAACUUCAGUUUAUGAACUAACAAAGUGUGUAAUAUUUGAGAUUUUUUUUUUUUUUUGCUACAAAACUUUCAUUCCAUUUUUUCAUUAUCCUAACUAUUUUUAAAUAUUGAUGUUUAGAUUAUAUUUCAUUAGGAUAGUGCCUUCGGAUCCAUAAUGUUGCUUUAUUAAUAUCAAAAAUAAACCCACCUGUCUGGCAAGACUUCAAAACUGCCCCCAAUACUAGUAAUUGCGCAUUUCAUUACUGUCUUUACUAAGCUAACAAACAUAAAAAUUACCCGUUUAUAUUUAAGUAGGUUAUUAUUAUUAAUUGACAAUUAAAACAAGCAAACUGUUUUCCUCAUCAAAUUAAAACAUGAAAGUAUAGCCAUAUACGAUUCCUAUAUUUUUUCAAUAAACCCUUAAAUUAGUUUGUAAUCAAUUUAAGGAUUCUUGUAGUAAAAGAUUGUUUUAAUCUGUAUCUCAAUCAAAAUUAUCUGAUUCACUUGAAUUACCAUUUCAAUCUUUAAUCUCAUUUAAUAUUUUACUGGUUUUUUUUUUCUAGUUUUUUUUAUAGCCUGAUACCUCUAUGAUACUGAUUGAUGUAAUGUCGGACUUUAGAUGAUGCAUAAUACCAAAGUAAUGUGCUUUAACAUAUAAAGACGAUAAACAAAAAGAUUGAGAUGUCCACCAAAGAAGUAGGAGCGAAAAGAGAAAAAAAUUUAGUAUUUCUACAGUCCCAUAUGUACACAUUGAUAAUAUAGGGUGAGCCUACUAAGUGAUGGCUAUCCAAUGUAUAUAUAUCCAGAAGCAUACACUCUGCGAUUAAAUUGAUGUAGUUUACUACCAAAUCCUACUGUUUUGUGAUUUGAACAAUAACAGUUGACUCACUGAGUUUAUCAAAACAGUUUGUGAAUUUCUUUUGUCUGACAUUUAUUCAUCGCAUCUUUAUUGCAAUUAUUAGGGAGGUUCCACGCCAAGUGUGCUUGUCUUAAUGUAAUUAUUUCACACACAUUUUAAUUGACUUUGCCUAAUGUCUCGUUUGACGUGUAAGCUUGUUCUAGAUGUUGGUUUGCACAUCCAUUCAUUAAAACUUAUCAUUGCCAUGUAGCCAAUAGCAAUUUACACUCAGAUAACAGCAUUAACAAAACCAAAAGUGUAUAUUGUAAAAACUAAGUAAGAUUCUGGUCGAUACCUUGUUUUUGUAUAUCAUGUUUAUGACUAACUUAUGACUAACGAGCAUCCUGCUUUCCCUAACUAUGUGUAGUUAUAUUUUAUUUUCAUGUGUUUUUUUUUUACUACAAUUAAACCACAGUAACGUUUUUUUUUCAAUGCCAGCAACUUUGAAAUUUGGAUGGUGGAAUAUUAAACUUCAUUUCUUUUUUUUUUUAUUAUCAACAUGGUUCAAGCAAUGUCAAUAGAAAUCUCCUAUUUGUAUAUGUCAAAAUAAAAGAUAAUAUUAAGUCACCAACAUGAAUACUGUAUACAUUUUAGAAUAGAGCAGCUUGUACAUUAUUUGACUCUGCUGCAAAAGUCCACCCAUUAGGGUAACUUUAGGAUUGUCAAUGAAGUACCGAUUCGGCGAAUAUGGUAGGAUAGCUUUAGAAUUAUGUAUAGCUUAACCAAUAUAACCAUGCGAAGUAUGUCUAAUAUGGCCAUCGGCCAUACUUUACAGCCAUGUGUGAUAAUACGGUUUUUUUAUUUCUAUUUCCGAGUUGCAGAAAUACAUGUUGCAUAAUAGUUUCGCGCUAAAUGAUAAGUUGCGUACAGUGUUUGCACACUUUUGAUUGACAUUGCAGUCGGUUGUUGUUCAUAAUUUAAAAGUCUUGACCCACGUAAAAUUACGCUAUAUCAGCAGUACUCUUCAUACUACUACUACUAAACGGACUAACGUUCUAAUAAAGAUAAUUUUUGCAUGUUUUGUUAAAAAUCAUACUGAUAUUGAAAUAGAUGCGGUGGUUAUAAUGAAAUGAAUUUUUAGGAUUAUUCUGAACCUUAUAAAAAAUCAUGUAAGAAUUUUAAGGAAUUAUUUUAGUGAAUUAUAAAAUUGUGAAAUUUAAUUCUAAUAAAGAGUAUUUUAUUUCAGCAUGUAAAAUGCUACAGUAUAUAAUUAUUUUAAUUUGAUUUAUGUAUUUAUAUUGAUUAUAUUAAUUUAAAUUUCCCAACUUUACUGUACCAACAUACUUCCAGUUGCGAACACACUCGGAAGUAUUGUAAUAAGGUUAAAAAUUAAGACAGGUUCUAAUAAUUACUUAAUCCAAAGUUUGAACAAAAUUGUUAUACUUUUUUUUUAUAAACUUAUGUAAUUCCUGGUUAUAUUAGGGCAUAUUGCAACUUUAUAAGGGCAUGUCACACCCUUACGAAAACUAAUGUCACAUUUUUUGUUGUUUAUGCCUACAAAGCACUAAGUACUUGACACAUCGAACACACAAAUUGAGAGCACACUACCGACGAUUUGCCUAGCCCCGGACUGUUUGGCAAAAGAUUGGACUUUCAAAUUCUGGUUUCUUCAUUAUAUGGCAAGUUAAUUAAUUGUAAUUUGACAGUUCUAUUAAGUUGUUACCAAUAUGAUCGCCAAAGAUUAACCCGGUCCGAAUCUUUAAAAUUGUUUUCUACUUACGAUUAUGAACGAUUAGUCUUGUAAAAAUAAGGUAUGUAGUGUUUUCACACUGAUCUAUUAUCACCUUCCUUCAAUAGGAAGCUUUUGAUUUGUGCGACGACGCAACGCUAGAAUGGAAUCACUCACGCGUGACCAUCCUACCUGGCAUCCUACGUUCUCUGCAUACGUAGAUUUGGCCAAAUUGCGUUCCAGAAUCUACUCGACGAGGUGGCCUUAACGUUCUCGCAUGCGCAGAUGACUUUAGUGACGUCAUUACGUUCUACGUCCUACCCUCGUCUUGCAGUCGAUAGCUCCCUAAUUUUGUAUUGCACCUAAAAGCCUUUUCCAGUACCAAACUAUAGUAUAGGCUUUUAUAUUUUUCUCACUUUAGGAAUGCUACAAUCGUAGUUGGAUCUCAUUUGUCGUGGAGUAAAUUAAACGCAAACUUAAAUAUUAAUUUAUCCGCCGAUACCUGGAUGAAUCUGCUGUAAUGUAUGUAAUGUAAUAAUGAUAUCAUAUUUUUCUUUCGUUGUAUUGUGUAAUAAAUGAAACUGCUUUUAACCAACAUGAAA